AUGUUAAAAAUUGUAGAUAAGUUAAGAGAAUUAGUUUCAUAAGAAUUGUGGAUAAAGUUCUUCAAUUCUAUCAAUGGUAGAUUGAUGCUGAAAUUGAUAAUGUUAAAGUCAGUUGUCUUCGUGAUGAUGCUAGGGAUUUUAUUUGGCUAUAUUGGAAGUUCUGAAAAUAAAGUAAAAUUCCAUAUGAAUGAGGAUUUGGAUUACAGUCAAAAAUUAACUAAAACGAUUUUAUCGAAAGUUGAUGGGUAUUACAAACAUUUGAUUCUGCUUGCCUAUUUAUCAGAAAGAUCACCUACAACUUAUGUUUAUACUCCUAUCACAUUCAAUAAUUUUACUAUUUCGAAUGACACUUUCACUGAGAAGUACAUACUAUCACAUAAAUUGACUUAAAAUAAUAUAUCGUUAUAUAGAUCCUUAUACAAAAUAACAGAACCUAUGGAUUAAGAAGGAUGGUUAUAAACUUUAAGACUAGCUCAAAUUGAUAAGUAUAUUUUAGAAAUGAUGUUUAAUUAUGAUGAUAUUUAUAUCUUUUUUCGUCAAUUCUACCUCAUAAAUAAGCUAAAUAAAAUUAUUCAUUACUUCCCUGUUAUAGAAAAUAUGAAUGAAAAUUAUCUCAAUUUAGAAUAGAAAUAGUAAAUCCUAUAUAGUAAUGAAACAGUGAUAUUUUCAUAUCCAACUAAUUAUGGGAUGGUUUUAGGAAUUGGAUAUACCAAUAUAAUUAAAUAAAUUUUGUCAAACUUAGAGUCAUCAUUUUUUAUAAAAAUAUUUAAAACAGACAAUUCCUUUUAUGUUUCCAAUGAUUAAAACAUGAAUGAUCAAUGUGAGUGUUAGACAAAUAGAAUUUUAAAUAUCAGUUUUGAAUGUGACAUGCCGAAAGGAGAUAAUAACUAUUAUUCCAGUAAUUCAUGCAACUCAUUGUACGUUAGAGACAUAUCAACUGAUAGCUCGAUUAAAAUCUAUUUAGUAAUAUACAAAUAAAGAAUAAAUGAUUCAGUCUAAGCCUUAGAUUUAUUCAAUUUGGCAUGGCCAUAUUAUUUAAUAACAAUAGUAAUAUUUUUCAUUAAUAUUUUGAUCAUAAUAAAUAGAGUCAAUUUAUUUACUAGAGACAUUACAAAUCCAAUCAAGUAAGUCACUUAUAAAAUUGAUAAAAUCAUCAACAAUAUAUUUUAAAUCAGAAUCAUAAACAAAAUACAGGCUGAUGAUAUUUUAAUUAAGGAAGAUACUGAGGUUUAAUUAUUGUUGCAUGAAUUUUCUCGCUUAUUUGAACAAUUAAGAAAUAUGAACACCUUUAAUAUUUAAACAUUUGAAAAGAAAGAAAAGAAAGAUAUUUUGCCAAAACAAAAUGAUAAAUCAAUUGAAUAAAUUAAGACAUUGGUUAAUAAAUUUAGGGACUCAUAAUGA
Paramecium tetraurelia is the source of this 1401-nucleotide messenger RNA. RefSeq lists its product as uncharacterized. The record is from RefSeq and is a predicted model, not a curated record. The transcript is spliced from 2 exons. Lineage: Eukaryota; Ciliophora; Oligohymenophorea; Peniculida; Parameciidae.